Molecule: messenger RNA, 2653 nt
Organism: Linum tenue
Lineage: Eukaryota; Viridiplantae; Streptophyta; Magnoliopsida; Malpighiales; Linaceae
Source: the annotation of a GenBank genome assembly
ACCAUUGUUACACGAUCUCCGCUACACCUUUCUUCCUCUCCUCCAAUUUCUCCCCGUUUCUCUCUGUUCCAAUGUAAAAGAAAAAAAGAUUGGUAUACUAUCUCCGUCUCCUUUUCCUCCUCUAAUAGUCGGCGGGGAACUUUUCUCGCGCUUCUGAUCCGGAGAUUUGGCUGUUUGGGGUUUCUCUUCGAGCUCCUUCAAACAGUAUCGGGUUGAGAUUCGUCUGGCGUUUUCCCCGCUGGCAGAUCGCGGGGGGAGGGGAUUCGAUUGCGGUUCAAUUUUCUGUUCCCGCUGGUUCGUGGGCGUCGGACGGAGCGGUCUGAUCUCCCCGAUUCGGAGGGAGGCUUUCUGCUCUAGGAUUUGAACCCAGAAGUCUUUAGUUCAAGGAUUUCCUGUUUCCAAGCUUCUUCAGAUGUGCUAGUAAAUAUUUCCUUGGUAUUUCUUAUCCGCCAAUCUGAUUUGAUGAGGAGGAAACGGAAAGGGAGCGAAAGUGAUGCCUGUGAGGAUAUACAAGGUAGAAGUACACCGCCCAGGGAUCAUGACGGUACUAAGGCAUCUAAUUUGACGUCCUAUUACUCAUUAGAGGAUUACAAUAGGAUAAACAAGAGGUGUAAAGAAGGUGCAGGUGAUGAACCCGUCAAUUCAUUCAAAAGUAGACUUGCAGGUGUGGCUACUGCACCACCUUGUGGCGCUUCAUCGUCCUUGGUGUCACCUGGAAGGGGCCUUAAGAGAAAGAUAGGGUGUAUAGAAGUUGCAACUCAGACUGGUAGAAAGAAUAAGAUUGAGGAUGACUAUGUUUUUGGUGCCACACUGGGGCGUGGCAAGUUUGGGUCGGUUUCUUUGUGUACAUCAAGGGCAUCUGGAGAGGAGUUUGCUUGUAAGACCUUAAAGAAGGGGGAGGAGACCGUUCAUAGGGAGGUGGAGAUAAUGCAACACUUAUCUGGACAUCCUGGGGUUGUGACCUUGCAUGCUGUGUACGAGGAGUCGGAAUGUUUUCAUCUGCUGAUGGAAUUCUGCUCUGGGGGGCGAUUGAUCGAUCAGAUGGUGAAGGAGGGCCAGUACUCUGAGCAACGAGCUGCUAAUAUAUUCAAGGAUGUGAUGUUAGUAAUCAAGUAUUGCCAUGAGAUGGGGGUUGUCCACAGAGAUAUUAAGCCUGAGAAUAUUCUUCUUGCUACGUCCGGAAAGAUAAAACUGGCAGAUUUUGGCCUGGCCAUGAGGGUUUCAAAUGGCCAGACAUUAUCUGGUUUGGCUGGAAGUCCGGCAUAUGUUGCACCUGAAGUUCUGCAAGGAAAUUAUUCUGAGAAGGUUGAUAUAUGGAGUGCUGGUGUCUUACUACACGCGCUUUUGGCUGGUGCUCUUCCAUUUCAAGGUGACUCCUUAGAUUCUGUCUUUGAGGCUAUCAAAACUGUGAAGCUUGAUUUCCAGUCAGGUAUAUGGGAUUCGGUCUCGAAACCUGCACGUGACUUGCUUGCAAGAAUGUUGACUAGGGAUGUUUCAGCGCGGAUAACUGCAGAUGAAGCACUGAGUAAGCUUUUAUUAACAUGUACUCUUGGAAUAUGAAGCAUGUUUGCUAUUCGUCUAAGUUUCUAGACACGUUUGGUACAGCAGUUACUACCCAGUUUUGCAUGUCUUUGCUUUUGGGACCUAACUUGCCCCAUCUCUUUUAUCGCUGAGUAGAAAGUAUUUGAAACCCGCUGUUGCAAAGUGGAUCCCGCUUCUUCUCUUUCUUAACCUUUUUAACAAAUUUUUUGUAAAAUUUUACUGAAUAGUAUCAAUCUGCAAACACAUGGAAACAUACGCACACACAUACUAAACUGACAAACUGAGCUGCUUCUUAUUUCCAGGGCAUCCAUGGAUAUUGUUCUACACGGAGCGCACAUUGAGAUCCCUGUCCUUCAAGUCAAAACUACGGAAUCCGGGCCAACCAACUUCGGGCCAAGCGACCACUUCACAUGCAUCAGAGUUGGGUAGAAGUCAGGCUGUAGGAGGCAGCUCUCUUAUCGAGAGGUCCCGGAACCAUACAGUUUUAGAUAGUUCAACCUGCAAGUCAGAAGAGGAUGAAGAAUGUGAAUUUGUGGAUGCACUUGCUGUGGCGAUUUCUCAUGUUAAGAUCUCAGAGCCAAAAAGAAGCAGACUGUGUAGCCCGACAAGCCCAAUAGAGGAGCAAUGUUCAGCUAACAUUUCUGUCAGCACUCUGUGUAGAGCUUUCUGAUCUUCUGCUGAUACCGACUGACAGACAUGGCUAACUUGAUUAUCUCCGCUGUCAUUUUUUCGAGCUGGGGAUUCACAAAAUAUGACAGACAAGAAUAAAGGGGAGCCCUAGUUGCAGUUAGUUCUCAGUGGGCGACAAAGAUGGUGGUUUAUAAAGUUGGCAUAAACAACCAGGUGAUGGUCGGUAUAUGGUGGUGGCGCCUUCUCCCUCGAUAACAAGUCUCUCUGUGAAGAUGAUUCUCUUUAUAUUCCUAUUCGUGUAAUUGACAAUCUCACUUAAUAAUAACUAGUGACUACUUAGCUGAAUUUUGUACAGAAUUUUGUAUAUAGAAGAUUGCUAAUAAAGCCUUUUUAUUCUAGUUUGUCUGUCUUCUACACAACGACCUAUACAUUAUGCGAUCAUGUUUGCUGUCUUUAUUGUGGAGUUGACAAUCACCUGCUG